This is a messenger RNA of Cryphonectria parasitica EP155, 2190 nucleotides long. RefSeq lists its product as uncharacterized. Gene Ontology annotation, cellular component: cytoplasm. NCBI's taxonomy places the organism in Eukaryota, Fungi, Ascomycota, Sordariomycetes, Diaporthales, Cryphonectriaceae. The coding region runs from base 34 to 2031 and encodes 665 amino acids. The transcript has 3 exons. Gene Ontology annotation, molecular function: ATP-dependent chromatin remodeler activity; metal ion binding; ATP binding. The record is from RefSeq and is a predicted model, not a curated record.
CGUGCCCAGAACGACAUUCGCAAGCUCCUUCGUAUGCCCGAGAUCGAAAUCCCAAAGAAGGAUCGGGUGGCAACUCCCAUACAAAUGUCUUGUGCGCUCAUGGAGCACCAAAAGAUAGCCUUGAAAUGGCUCAAGGAUCAGGAAAAUGACAGUCACAAACGAGGCGGUCUGCUGGCAGAUACGAUGGGGUUGGGCAAAACCAUUGAGGCUUUGGCUCUGAUUGUGGCCCACAGACCGUCAGGGCCUGGCCCCAAGACGACUCUAAUUGUCGCUCCGCUAGCCCUGCUGAAGCAAUGGGACAGAGAGAUCGCUAGCAAGCUGAAACCAGCUUACAAGCUCAGCACCUUUAUCUACCAUGGCCAACAAAAGCGUGCUCGCGCGGCUUCUCAGCUGCACCAGUUCGACAUCGUGAUCACCACGUACGAAACCAUUGCUUCAGAACACAGAAGAUAUGAGGACAGCCGCCGACGAAGCUCUCGAAUUUUUGGCCAUGGAAACAAGUUCUACAGGAUCAUCCUCGACGAAGCCCACAAGAUCAAGAACCGGUCUGCCCUGUGCUCCAAAGCCGUGGUCGAGCUCGAUGCCAAGUACAGGCUGUGCAUGACUGGAACGCCCUUCAUGAACAACACGGGCGAGAUCUACUCGCUGAUUCGGUUCCUGCAUAUCAAGCCCUACGAUGACUGGCAGCGCUUCAGUCGGGAUAUCGAGCGCCCGCUUCACGCUUGGGAUGAGGACGUUCACAAUGAGGCUAUACGUAAACUCCAAGUGCUGUUCCGCAGCUUCACUCUCCGCCGCUCCAAGGACAGCUACCUCGAUGGGGUGCCCAUCAUCCAGCUACCUAAGAUAUCCAUCUCUAUAACCGCGGCAGAAUUCAACGAGGACCAGCAUGCUUUCUACGAUGCACUCGAACAGAAACAGCAAAUACAGUUCAACAAGUACAUUAAAGGGGGAAAGCUUAGCAGAGUAUACACUCUCAUCCUGGUUCUUCUUCUUCGUCUUCGCCAGGCGUGUUGUCAUCCUCACCUCAUUAAAAAUCACGGUAUUCCCGACGAAGCUCAGUUGGACGGCGAACAGAUGGUUCAGCUCGCGUUGAAACUAGAUCACAACGCCGUGAACAGGAUCACAAGGAAGAGGGAUUUCCAGUGCCCGCUCUGUGACGAAGUAGCCGAGGUCCCAAUGAUCAUCUAUCCUUGUGGUCAUGACAUCUGCGCCGAUUGCUUCAGCACAAUGAUGCAAUUAGCCAGUGAGGCUCAAAAGGGACCAGAACAAUCUUACCUUGGCAUCCCACUGGACAAUACUGCGAUGGAUACAGUGUGUCCGCAUGUUGGCUGUGACUCUGAAAUUCAUCCAAAGAAGGUCCUUUGCCAGAGUUUCUUUUUAGACGCUUAUUCGCAAGAUGCCUCGGAAGAUAAGCAGACAAUGGCCCAGCUGCGGACGUCUGCGCCCACGAGCAAAGCAGCCAAAGCCAAGUACCUCACUCGGCUCCACACCGAAUUUGAACCCAGCGCCAAAACCGAUGUGACCAUGAAACUGCUCCGCUCGAUCCGCGAAAAUCAUCCCACAGAGAAGACCCUUGUCUUCAGCAUCUGGACAUCUUUUCUAGAUCUUCUCGAGGUCCCUCUACGGGACCAGGGCUUCCGCUACCUCCGCUACGACGGAAGCAUGGCAUUUGAUGAGCGAGAUGACAAUGUCAAGGCGUUCUCGGAGAAGCCUGACGUGAAGGUCCUGCUCGUCAGUCUGAUGGCCGGCAACGCUGGUCUGAACCUCACGGCGGCCAGCCAUGUCAUCAUACUCACGCCCCACUGGAAUCCAUAUGUAGAGGACCAAGCGAUCGAUCGAGCGCAUCGGAUCGGCCAGAAGAGGCGCGUCCAUGUCCACAAAGUCUUGGUGGCGGGGACGGUGGAGGAUCGCAUGAUGGAGCUGCAGGAGAAAAAGCGUAGGUUGGUAAGCGCGGCUCUUAGUGAGGAGGGCGCGCGGGGCGCGGGUCGUUUGAGCGUUGACGAGCUGAGGAGACUCUUUGGCAUACACUGAGGCAUUCCUGCAGUUGGACAUGCUACUGAUUGAUUUGGGAGCCACCAUUGGCAUCAAGGCCGAGAGUGAAUAAUGGUCAUCUAAUUUCUUGUCUUUGCAACUUCGUGCACUCUGCCAUCGAGCAGCACAUACUUAGUCUAUGCGAUCUUCAUUUCAGAG